Messenger RNA from Jaminaea rosea, 3778 nucleotides. RefSeq names its product kinase-like protein. Lineage: Eukaryota; Fungi; Basidiomycota; Exobasidiomycetes; Microstromatales. Gene Ontology annotation, molecular function: ATP binding; protein serine/threonine kinase activity; tau-protein kinase activity. The record is from RefSeq and is a predicted model, not a curated record. The transcript has a single exon. Gene Ontology annotation, biological process: intracellular signal transduction; protein phosphorylation; microtubule cytoskeleton organization. The coding region runs from base 447 to 3767 and encodes 1106 amino acids. Gene Ontology annotation, cellular component: cytoplasm.
CGAUCCUGCUCUUCAACCUUUUCUCCGUUUCCACCUUCUGUACCUCCUUCGUCCUUUCUUCGUCCCUCCAACGCCCUUCAAAGCGUCUCUGCCUGCAGCUGCCAUCUUUCCUCUCUUCCUCCUCUAGAGAUAUACCCAGAGGGGAGAGCCGCUGCUGCAGAUUGAUUGCGAGAGAAGCCAUCAUCACUAGAGAGCCAUUUUGAAUUGCACGGAGCCUCUUUCAGCGUCAACCUGCCGACCCUCUUCACCACCAUCGCCCUCACCCUCGCCCACUAUCGCAAAGAUCUCAGCCUGUGCGCUCUUGCACCAAGCGCUAUCUCAGCAGUCUGCUCCCCAGGCUCGUUGUCGCGUCCGAGUUUGAGCUGAUCGAGCACGGGCGCAGCAUGGUAGUCUCGGCGGCACCGAGCAACUACACAUCACUGCCUCAAGAUCUCGCGCAUCACGCAAUGCCUCAGCAUCUAGCCAAUGUGAGCGGCGCAGGGCCGUCUUCAUCCUCGUCCUCAUCUUCAACCCAACCUCCGCACCUUGUGCCUAAUCUCUUACCAAAGCUGGAGACGGCACCCCAUGCGGGCGAUCGCGAACCAUCAAUCUCGGUAUUGGGGCUUGACGAGGGCACCGGUGUUUCUGCAUCCUCAUCCUCAUCCGCCUAUCCUCGCUCGGGAUCAAACGGCAGCCUCGCAGCAGCGCCAGGGUCUCGCACAGCCUCAUUCUUUGCUGCUGCCUCGUCGAGCCCCGUCCUCAGCCCGGCAUCCGUCGUCUCGCAGCAAGGCCACAACAGAACAGCGAGCGCUUCGUCGGCCAAGUCACUCACGAGCCUGCCUCCGUCACUUCUGGCGCCAGAGCAAGGCUACCGCAGCCAGCGGCUGAGCCAUAAGAGUUCCACCGGCACCAAUGCUAGCGUCUGGUCGGGCGAUAGCCAAAGCAGCGAUGCAGGACAUGGGGGUGUCGAGGACGAAGCUACAUCAUCCCGUCGCUUUCGUUCUCCAGCUAGUGGUGGUCCCUCCGCCGGCAUAAGCACCGACGCGGCCGGCAACAGAUUGGCCCCCACGUUGAUUCGCCUUCCAACGCCGACAGAUUUCCAGCCUGAUCACCAACUCCAUUCCGCUAGCUCCAUUCGAUCUCGCCGCAACUGGGACGAGUUUGAAGGCAAACCCAUAUUGCCAUUACCAAGCCCUGCCGUCCAGCAGGAUGCCCUUGAGUCAGGCGACUCCAUGUUCGUUGGUCUCGAUGAACAGCAGCAUUCUGCUCCUUCGAGCCAGGUCCUCUUCUCGUCGCCUGGAAAUACGUACGAUCGGCAUGCAAAUGGCCAGCCGUCGUCCUCGCCUUUUCUUAGCGCUCCCAGCACAGCAACCAACUCCACCUUCUCAGCCGCCUCGACGGCUUACACAUCACAGCCUGCACCUCCGAGCCCAUCGCCAUCGAAUCGCGAUGGCGCGCUUGGCGAUGGCUUUCAAUCGAGCGCUGCUUCAUCCAGCAAGACGAAGAGCUUCUUUGGCUCGGGCGGUCAGUCCUCCCCAAUCCCACCUCCUGCUCGCGCUCCAUCUCUGCGCAGUCCGAGAUCGAGCACUAGCGAGAUGAGCCGCCACGCUCGAACGGCCAGCGGCCAAAGCGACGCCAGUCAAUCGUGGAACAACACCUUAUCGCCUGCUGCGUCGCCUGCAGGCUUCAAGACGGGCUUCCCAACGUUGCCUUCUGUGUCCUCUAGCCUAGCUUCCUCAGCCGAUCAAUCGCCGGCUACGGGUCCCGCAGCGCUGCCUCGCUUCCAGCGUCCCAGUCGUUACCCCACGUUGCCCUCGCAAGAAGGAGGCUCGAUCAGUGGUCUCGAUGGUAACUUCAGGACGCCUAUGAGGAAAGGUACAGGCGACAGCACAAUUACGUCAAGUGCAUCCAAUGCCUCACUAGCUCCGUCAUCCAGCUUCCAGGCUGACUCGAGCGACUCCGUCAGAACACCGCAGCUCAGCUCUGCAUACACUGAGGGCUUCUCUAGCAUCGGCAAGGGACCUCCACCCGCUUUUGACUCGACGGGAAAAGCUGCCAAGACCAGGCAUGUCCACGGGCCGAGUGAGAAUGCGACGGGGAGCAGCUUGAUACCCCCUUUCGACAACCAGCAGACAGACUCGCCUUCACCGGCAAUGCCAAAGAGCACCCCGUCAGCUCUACGACUCGAGGGCCUGCCGUCACACCCUCUGUCUACCCAUGCGGAGUCGUUGUCCAUCGAUGUCUCUGCAGCGGAAGCGUCGCGUGCCAAGCAGCAGCAGCAGCAACAACAACAGUAUUUGGGCGCUGAUGGGCCGCUUUCAAGUCCACGGGUACUUGCAAGGGCAGCACAAGAUGCGGCUGCGGCCGACGAAGAGUCAGAGGACGAGGCGGUAGGGAGAGUAGGGACAUACCGCGUGCAGAAGACGCUCGGCGUCGGCGCUUUCAGCAGGGUGGUGCUCGCUGCUCCUAUCGUCCCGACGCCGAUCAGAUUGUCACCCGCUGCUAGCGAUACCGAAAGGGAGGGCAGUGGUGGUGAGAGCAGAGAGGCGCCGAUGAAAAAGAAGUCGAGUCUGCAAUCGUGGAGCAAGGCAUUCCGGUCGAAGAGCUCAAGUCCGGCGCCACCUUUGAGCACCUCGUCUUCAUCAUCAUCGACACCCAAGACUCGCGGCAUCACAACGACGCUCGCUCCACCCGCAAACAUCACUGCGAGCGAUGCUGAGCCAGAAGGCGCGCCCAUGUACGCCCUCAAGAUGAUGGCUCGCGAGCCCUUUGAGCAAAAUGAACGCAUGAAGGUCAGCUGGGUACGAGAGGUUGAAGUUCUGCGGCACAUCCACCACCCUUCGCUCAUUCACUUCAUCAAGAGCUUCUCAACUCCGCGUCAUCACGUCCUUGUUCUCGAGCGCGUGGCGGGAGGCGAACUUUUCGAUGUCCUCUGGUCGCAUAAGGUCGAGAUGGCCAAGCGCGAAUGGUUCGUGAGGCGACUCUUCGCCGAGCUGGCGAAUGCGGUUGGGUGGAUGCACAGCAUCAAUUUGGUGCAUCGAGACAUCAAGCUCGAGAACAUCAUCCUUACGCGAGACGUCUUUGCCGAUCUGGACUCUCUGCGACCGUCGAGACUCGGCGGAAUUCCUUUACUCAAGCUUACCGACUUCGGCCUGAGCAGGUUCAUCGACGCCUCCAAGCCGAUGCUAGAGACGCGCUGCGGGUCAGAGGAGUAUGCCUCUCCGGAGCUCAUCAUUGGCAAGAAGUACGACGGGCGCAAGACGGAUGUAUGGGCAAUGGGAGUUGUCCUAUACGCACUCGUCUGCGGGAUGCUGCCCUUCCUCGACCAGGCAGAAGGAGGAGGAGGAGCGUCUCAGGAGAAUCGCGAGGGCGCAAGGAGGGAACGAGGGCCAAAGGAGCGCAAGGCUCACCUGCUGCGGAUCGCAAAGGGCGAUCUGCGCUGGCCUCUCGAGGUCAAUGAUGAGCCUGCAGAUUCACCUGCCCCAUCUCUCUGUCCUGCGAGCAAUCGCUUGAUUACGCCCUACGCCAAGCACCUGAUCUCACGGCUGCUGAGGCGAGACGCAACAAAGCGCGCUCAAGCUUGGGAGUGCUUUGACGAUCCUUGGCUCACUCAUGGGUCCUUCCACGCCCAUGGAGAGGUAUCGGCGCAUGGUGAGGCCAUUCAGAAGGGUGAAGGAUGUCAGCUGGGCUUGCCGCCUGAUCCCAGGAGCGAAGAGGGACAGGCGUGGCUGCGGGAGAGGGCUGAGGUGAGGGGUGGAGACGUUAGUCUGCUGGCCAAGCACGAUUGAAGAAGCGGAGG